CGAACACGAACUAGCUGUCGCAAAGGACACUAUCUUUCAGAUUCUAGUCCUCUUCUCUGAGUCGGAGAAGAAGUCGAAGAAAUUUCGUUUAAAAGCCUCUCCCGGCGUCGAUCUUGCGGCCUACCCGAUCACCGACUUUCAGCUAGCUUCCCUAGACAACAAAAUGCGCGCGCUCGCUGCGAAACGCCAGAAGGGCACGAGCCUAUUGGGGAAGCUUAGCUGGGCCUGCUACGAGAAGGAAAGUUUUUCGAUGCUCAUUGAAGGGAUCACGACUCUGGUGGAUCUUUUGGAAAACCUCUUUCCCGCCCCGGAAGCUGAAGCCAAACUGGCUGAUCAAGAAAUCAAAGAAGUUGAGGAUCAUGCUAUGUUGCAAUGUCUACAAGACCUAGCGACUAAAGUGGAUAUUGUUUUGAAGAGCAAAGCGACAGAGGCCAUGACAAUCCACGCUUCUGGAACCGUGUCAUUUGAAGGCAGCCAGAUAGGCAGCCAGAUAAUUAACGGAGACGUAAACGUGCACAUCCAAAAUGUGUUCAACACAACACGACGGUCGACAACUUUCGGAUCUAAGACCCGGAAUGCGAUUUUGAAUUGGCUUUCUCCUCUUGCCUUCAACCGGACCCAUAUGAGGAUUAAAGAGAAGGCUUCGCUGCAAGACCAGGCUACUGAAUCGCUCAGCGGUGAUUCGACCGGUAAUUGGCUGUUAGAAGACGACGCUUUCGACGACUGGCGAUCAAGAAAGCUCCCCUAUCUGUGGUAUUAUGGAAUGCCUGGAGCCGGCAAAACUGUUCUUGCGUCAAUCAUAAUAGAUCAUAUGUUAGAGCUUGAAAAAAGCCUGAAACCGAGCCGUAGCAACGGAAAAGUUACUUACAUGUACCUAGAAUAUGAGGAUGCACAGUCUCUUGAGCACCUUCUAGGUAGUAUCGUCCGACAAAUUGUGCAGGACGAGGAUCCACUACCCGAACCUGUCGUCACUGCUUAUUCAACUCAUCACAAAAGAGAUAACGAGGCUCCCUCACAAUGCUUAUCCAAGUUGCUCUUCGAGCUGUCUACACAACAGCCUGUUUACAUCAUCGUAGAUGCUCUUGAUGAGUGCUCAGGCCCAAUUCGUAAACGACUGCUCAAACUUCUUAAACCGAAGACAAAUGACGACACGUACAGGCCUAUUAAUAUACUCAUUACCUCAAGGCUUCUCGAUGAAUUCAGUGACCUUUCUGAGGAUUUUCACCGCGUAAAUAUUACUGCCAAUCCUAGAGACAUCAACAUGUUCGUGGAACAUGAGUUCAGAAACAAUGGCCGCCUGAAACGAUUCGCAGAGCAGGAUCGUGAGCUUCUUAGUGAUGUCAAAUUCACGAUACGCCAGAGGUGUAAUGGGAUGUUUCUCCUCGCUAGUUUGCACAUGAAAUCAUUAACUGAGCAAUAUCUGUUAGCGGAAGUACGUGAGAAGCUCAAGAGACUCCCCAAUGGAGUUGAUGGUACUUACGAUCAUACUUUGGAGCGCAUUCGAAAGCAACCGGAGGAACAGAGAGCCCUUGCUUGGAAAACUCUCGCGUGGGUUGUCCUCAGCAAGCGGCGUUUAACAGCAAUAGAGCUACAACACGCACUCGCUUGCGUAUCAGGCACCCGAGGGUUUGACCCUGAAAGGAUUUACCAAGAAGAUGAUAUUCGAGAUGUUUGUUUAGGAUUAGUAACACUGUCCCACGGACUUGUUACUUUAGUCCACUAUACAGCCCAAACAUAUCUGACGUUGAGAGCGGGAAGUCUGUUUGCCGGAUUCGACGCUAAAAUUGCGCAAACAUGCGCCAGAUAUCUCGGUCUGAAAGUGCUGGAGCAACCUGAUAAUUUCCAGGCCGGUAUCUCAUACGCAGAUGAUCU
Messenger RNA from Lindgomyces ingoldianus, 1872 nucleotides. RefSeq lists its product as uncharacterized. The annotation marks the transcript as partial. The transcript has 4 exons. The record is from RefSeq and is a predicted model, not a curated record. NCBI's taxonomy places the organism in Eukaryota, Fungi, Ascomycota, Dothideomycetes, Pleosporales, Lindgomycetaceae.